AUGGUGAAGAGGACAAAAGUUUCGAUUGUUCAAGAGAAACGAACCAGGGAUUAUAUACCCGAAAGAUCUAUUUCCUUCAACGAUGAGGAUGCAGAGGUCAUCAUUCAGCCCUUCAACGAUGCUUUGGAAAGUGAAACUACAAAGGGAGAGAUCUCUUUGCCAGUAAACAUCGCGGGGAUUAUUCUACAAACGGUGUUCUAUGUCAUCAAGGGUGAGAUGAAAUACAACGCAUUGCUCGGCAGACCGUGGAUUCAUAGAAUGAGGGCAGUACCCUCAACAUUACAUCAAAUGUUGAGGUUUCCAACCUCAGAAGGGAUAAAAAUGGUACGUGGCGAGCAACCCGAGGCAAGAGAGAUGUUCGCAGUGGAAGAAGCACCCCCAACUCAAAAAGAACCGUCCCUAAAGGCUGCAGAACCAACUAAAGGCAAAGACGCCAAAUAG
Messenger RNA from Lycium barbarum (goji berry), 441 nucleotides. RefSeq lists its product as uncharacterized. The coding region runs from base 1 to 441 and encodes 146 amino acids. NCBI's taxonomy places the organism in Eukaryota, Viridiplantae, Streptophyta, Magnoliopsida, Solanales, Solanaceae. The transcript has 2 exons. The record is from RefSeq and is a predicted model, not a curated record.